Molecule: messenger RNA, 2141 nt
Organism: Chlamydomonas reinhardtii
Lineage: Eukaryota; Viridiplantae; Chlorophyta; Chlorophyceae; Chlamydomonadales; Chlamydomonadaceae
Exons: 13
Coding region: 195-1805 (536 amino acids)
Source: RefSeq, a predicted model, not a curated record
GUAUCGGAAGCUUGUAUCAUAUUAUGCUAGUUGCAGUAUAGAUAUCAGCCAAAUUGCGGCAACGCGAGAAGACUGAACUCCCGAGCUUAUUUUGUUUAGUCUGUUGUGUAAAAAGCAAACUCUAUGUUGUGUAAUUCUUACUGGAAAUAAAGUAGACCGGGGCGCGACCCCAGACUUCGAGGGGCCACGCAAGAAUGACGCGCUCUGUGCGCUCCAUGGCGCACAGCGUGGCCUACACCACGCGAACAGCUGGAGGGACUGCCUUGUCGUCUACGGGGCGACAAAGCACAGCGUCGGCCAGUGGUCCCGGGCCAUCCUCCUCCACCCCGCAGACGGCCGGGGACAUCAGCAGCUACGCGCUUCCCAACAUCAAGCUCAACGGUCCCCAGGCCGAGGAGAUAACGGAGCUCAUCCGACACUACGAUUCGCUCAUAGAUGCGAGAGACAACAACGUUAUGCUGCUCACCAGUCAACUGGAGUCGGAGCAGCGGCGGGCCUCCAUGUUGGAGAGUGAGCUGGGGCUGGCCCUUGCCGCGUCCAGCCGCGCGGAGGCGGCGCACGCGGCAGAGCUGGCCAAGGUGGAGGGCGACGUGGCGCGGGUGUUGGCGGAGCGGCGGGGGCUGCUGGAGAAGCUUCAGGGUAUUGAGGUGGUGGAGGACGCGGUGCGGGAGAUGGUGGUGCAGCUCAAGAGCCGCGUGGGCUACGACGACAGCCCCAGCCCCGAGCAGCUGCAGGCUGACAAGGAGGCCCUGCGGGGAGAGAACAUUCUCACUGUGCUGGGCAGCCUGAGGGCCACGCUCAAGAGCCUGUGGACCUUCAAGGUGGAGGCGGAGGAGGACAUGCGCUGCAGCCGCACCAGUCGUCAGCAGCAGCACUCACAGCAGGUGUUGGGCCUCAAAGCCCACAUCCGCGAGAUGGAGGCGGCGGUGCGGCAGGCGGUGGCGGAGCAGAAGGCGGCGGAGGCACUGGCGGCUGAGGAGACGGCGGCGCGUGAGGCUGUGCUGGCAGAGAGCCGAGAGGUCCUGGCAGCCAUGGAGGCGCAGCAGCGGGAGGUGCUGGCCGCGCUGCGCGCCGCCACGGAGGAGGCGGCGGCGGCGCGGCGUGCGCUGGCGGCGGCGCAGGACGAGGGCCGGCGGCGCGACGGUCUGGUGCUGAAGAACCAGCAGCUGGAGAGCGCGCGGCACUUUGACCGAGUGGCGCAGGACCGGGAGCUGCGGCUGAUGCAGACGGCGCACAACCGGCAGAUGGCGGCGAUGCAGGGCGAGCUCACCCGCAUCAGCGACCUCAUGGUUCAGAACGACGGCCUGCGCGACCGACUGCGCCAGGCGCUGAGCGGGCAGGGGCAGCUAAAGCAGCAGCUCAGGACUGCCUCGGCACACGCGGAGCUGGCGUCGAGGCAGCAGCGCAUGUCGGCCCGCUCGCAAACCGACACGGCCAGCCUGGCACCCUCCGCCUCGGCCAACCCCCACCGCUCGGCAGGCGGCGCAGGGCCAGGCUCCACCACAGGAGGUGGGACGGGGCUGCUGGGGAGAGCCCGGCCGGCCACGGCGGCGGCGCUGCUGGCGGCGCGGCGGGCGACGGCGCAGGAGCAGGCCAAGGCGGCGGCGGAGGAGCAGGAGGAGCAAGACCCCAUCUAUCAGACGCUGACCAAUGUGUCCAAGCUACACAAGGGCUACAAGGGCGCGCUGAAGCAGCUGAAACGGGACCUCGCGGAUGCGGCCCCUGCCUGGCUGCUAAAGGAGCGGGAAGCGGCAGCGGCGGCAGCAGGUGGAGCAGGAGGGGGAGGAGGGUUAAUAACGCGAUGAGCGGUUGUAGGCUUGCAGUUUGAAAGCGGAAAGUGCAUGGCUUGACACAGAAUGAGGGGGUGAUUAACUUGUGAACUUGCAUGGCAUUGAUGCAUGGCGGUUGUGGACAACUAACUGCAUGCGCCCGAUGGCGAUGUGCUUGGAGCGUAGGACUGUGGGUAUCAGAGAGUAUCAGGUCUGGGAGAAGGUCGUGCUUGGCGGGAUGCAAACCGUGCCUUGCAAAUUCCGUAAUACAGGUGCUUUGCCAGUUUGCCGCAUGGCAUGUCCCCGUUGGCCGUUGCCAUUAUAUGGUUUCGGUACAUCGUGCUGUGUCCCAUCUGGCUAAUCCAAUGGCAC